ACAAAGCCAAAGUACAGUUUCUCUGAUUUAUCUCAUAAAAAGGAACAUCUCUCUUUGUCCAGUCAGUGCUUCUCUGUCUGCGCUUCAACCAGGAGAAGAGCGAUGGCAGAUUGGAUGAAGAGUUGGAGGCUCCUGAUCCUCUUCAGCCUCCUCAGCCUCACUGAACUAAUGGAGGUGAGAGAUGAAGAGUGGAAGGAGCUCAGCCCGGAUAUCGCUGCACUACACCAGCUCAGAGGACUGUCUGAACACAUGUUUCAUGAAAAUAUCAGGAAACCACCGAACCACAGGUCUCUUGUUAUGAAGUUUUUCUCACCUCUCCAUAGGGAGGACAUUGACCAAAACCCGAUGACUUUGCUGGCUGAUCUUCAGGAGAAUGAGAAUUUCACAGCUUCUGUCAUUCAGAAGGAACAGGAGGACGAGGCUUUUAGCAGCGUGACGGAGGUUCGUGGGUCAAAGUUCAACGAUGCCAUCAGAGGGAACAAAGAGCACAAUGUUAUUGUCCCAGGAGGAGGAGAUGAUUUCAUCCAGGGUAGAGGAGGAGAGGACUGGUACGUUAUCACACCGGGCCAAGGAGUCAAAACCAUCAACAACCAAUCACCAGAUCUAGCCUUGGAUAUUCUCUUUCUGAAAGAACAAUACGAGAACAUAACAUGUUUUUGUAAAGGACAGAGCAUCAUCAUUUUGGUACACGGUGGAGAAGAUGUUAUUUUACAGAACUGGUUUGAUUCAAAGUUUCAUCAGCACCUGCAGAUUAAAACCAGUGAUGGAAUAACAGCUGGACUGAUGACCAACCGCAGCAGCUGUGAUGAGUCUUUAAUGUUCCCCCUAACUGUUGAUUAUAGAAACCAGAAACCUGAACUACUUAAUUUGCUCCAAACACAUCUCCAGAAACGCUCAAUUAUUGUAGAAGAUGAGUCUGAAAAUGAGUGUUUCACAUAUAGAAGAAAUAAUUCACAGAUGAAGCGAGUCUUCUGCGGCCUUCAAGGCAAAGUGAUGAUGAUGAAUAAUUAUGAUUCAGUGAAAGAAAUGUACGGUUCCUCAGGUUUCGACAUCAUGGUUGGGAACAGCAAUGAGAAUCUGCUUGAUCCGUACACCGGGGGUGCCUUAAUGUUUGGAGGUGAAGGAAAAGACACUUACGUAAUCAAACAAGGAUAUGGAAACGACUCAAUGAUCGAUAACUUUGCAGAAGAUGAGAGUAUUGAUACUGUGUUGGUUGACAUGGAUUAUCUUCAUGGCAGUCAAGUCACACUGGACUCAUCAACAGAAGAUCUGGAGGUGACGAUCACAUCAAAAGAAGAAAAACUAAAAUUCACUCUGCUCAACUACACCAAUGGUUACCAAUAUCAGCACUUAGAAUUUCAGAGCUCUGAUGGAGUGAAUUUUGAAUUGAAAUCACUAAACUCAACCGGAGAUGUUGCUUUUUUUGACACUGAAGCUUUCAAAGUGACUCUGAAACAGCUGCAGGUUGACUGCCGCUUGGACCUCAACUCUAAGAGGAAUCUGUCAAAGGUCCACACGGUGCAAGGCUGUCCCUCCCAGUCCAAUGACAUAUUAGGUAACAAUCAAGACAACGCUGUGAUUGGUGGGUGGAAGGAUGACGCCUUGGAAGGAGGCGCUGGAGAUGACACGCUGAUCGGAGGGAACGGAGACGACAUCCUGAUUGGUGGCUUGGGAGACGACACUCUUUAUGGCGAGGACGGAAAUGACACUAUGAUGGGAAACUCUGGUCGGGACGUCUUCCUUCCUGGACCAGGGGCUGAUCUGGUGGACGGCGGUCCUGGCAGAGACACGGUUGUGUACCGGGGCGAUCCUGACACAGGUAAAGGAGUUUAUGUCAACCUGCUGACGGGACAAGGCCGCUACGCCGAUGCUGAGGGCGACGUGUUGAAGGAUGUAGAGAUAGUCAUCGGCACCAUCUACUCUGAUAUCUUGGUGUCCGGUUAUGAAAGUUCUCUUUUCAAAGGCUCGGACGGCAAUGACAUCUUGGUGUCCACCGGUGGCGAUUACCUGGUCGGCGGUGAUGGAAAUGACAUUUACAUGUUGGCUUUCAACCACGGUUCAGUCACGGUUGAUAACUGUGCCAAAGACAACGCUACAGACGUCUUGUACAUGAGCUCACAGUCAAUGCCGCCAUUUGACUGCCAACUUUUGUCUGACAGAGUUCUCCUGACUUUCUUUGGACUUAACCAAACUACUAUUAAAAUUGCACUGCAGGGCUGGAUCAGUGAUGAGAACGAAUGUGGUCAUUUGAAGUUGGUUUUUAGAGAUCAGGAGGUGUCGGUGGACCAGCUGCUGCAAGAGUGUCAGUUAAGACAGAAGAAAUCAGUUUGGUCUCCAGCCAUAAAGAUCAUCAUUUAUGUCCUCUUCUUUUUCAUUUUUUCAGUUUUCAUUUUUCAAACAAGCAGAACAUUAGUUUUAAGGGCAAAACAACAAAAGAAACGGGAACAAACAAAUGUUGAUGCAGUAUCCGUUUCUAUGCUGGCUCUAUGAUAAUGUAGAGUUUAAUCUUUAAAGGCAAGAACACAGUUUGUGAAUUUCAUUGAUCAUUUGUCAUUUUAUCUUAACUGAUGCCGUGCCCUUUCAAACAUGUCUGUUUAGGACUGAUUGUUUGGCUUCCUGUCUUGCUGCUUGUAGCUUUCUCCAGAACCACUGUACCCCAAAAUGACUUAAAGAAGGACCCCAAAGUAACCCACUGUGUACUACUAGGCUUGUUUUAGAUGAGCUGCACCUUGCCCCCUGCUGGGUGGUGACAAAAAGCUGCAGUCAAGUCAGACAGUUUUCAGCCUUCAGUCUAAACAGGAAUUUACAGAAACACUCACUUCCUGUUGAGUCUGAUUCGGAUUUAUUAAAAUGUUAUUGUACCCAUAUAUCUGCUUGUUUAGAUUCUGACAGAGUAGCUGUUACAGUUUUUCACGAUCACUAUGACAAUUU
This is a messenger RNA of Sander lucioperca (pikeperch), 2931 nucleotides long. Its product is annotated as iron-regulated protein FrpC-like. The record is from RefSeq and is a predicted model, not a curated record. The transcript is spliced from 6 exons. The coding region runs from base 103 to 2490 and encodes 795 amino acids. Gene Ontology annotation, molecular function: calcium ion binding. NCBI's taxonomy places the organism in Eukaryota, Metazoa, Chordata, Actinopteri, Perciformes, Percidae.